CAAGAUGGCUUCCUUUCUACAGCGCUGCCCAGUCAUGGCCUGGGACAGGGCUAUAUUCCUGAAGAAAACAAGGCCCCAGAUGUUGCUCAGUGCUAAUCGGUGCCCUAUCAUGGCAGCCCGGAGCCUGACUACAUCCAGCCCGGGAAGCAAGGAGGCAAAAGUCCAGGCGUGUGGGUCACCUUCUCUGGCUAAGGGCCAGUGUCCCUUCAUGGAAUCUGAGCUGCAGGCUGGGAAGAGCAGCAUUGUACUGAAGGCUGGGCCAGAGAUCCAGGAGGAUGUCAAGACUUUCAAAUCAGUUCCAAUUAGUUGCCUAGUCCAGGAGAUUCAGUCCAGCCUGAGGAGGCAAUUGUGGGGCUCCUUGGGGCAGAAACUGAGCCCGGGGCUCAAGGUCACCCACCUCAUCCAAGACAACAUGCCUG
Molecule: messenger RNA, 419 nt
Organism: Gracilinanus agilis (Agile Gracile Mouse Opossum)
Lineage: Eukaryota; Metazoa; Chordata; Mammalia; Didelphimorphia; Didelphidae
Product: 5-aminolevulinate synthase, erythroid-specific, mitochondrial-like
Exons: 3
Biological process (GO): porphyrin-containing compound metabolic process
Cellular component (GO): mitochondrial matrix
Molecular function (GO): pyridoxal phosphate binding; 5-aminolevulinate synthase activity
Source: RefSeq, a predicted model, not a curated record